Messenger RNA from Lathyrus oleraceus (garden pea), 1545 nucleotides. RefSeq names its product transcription factor bHLH68. The transcript is spliced from 9 exons. Lineage: Eukaryota; Viridiplantae; Streptophyta; Magnoliopsida; Fabales; Fabaceae. Gene Ontology annotation, cellular component: nucleus. The record is from RefSeq and is a predicted model, not a curated record. Gene Ontology annotation, biological process: regulation of transcription by RNA polymerase II. Gene Ontology annotation, molecular function: DNA-binding transcription factor activity, RNA polymerase II-specific; RNA polymerase II cis-regulatory region sequence-specific DNA binding; protein dimerization activity. The coding region runs from base 213 to 1181 and encodes 322 amino acids.
AACUCUAUGAUUAUUAUUCAAACUCUUUCAAAAAUAGGUCCAACCAAUGGUGUGGUGUUCCCCCUACUUAAUCAACCUCAAUAAGACCUCUCAAAAUUUCUUCAAAGACCUUGUUUAGGGUUGAAAAGAGAGAGAGAGGAAAAAUAAUUUCUCACUUUUAUUUUCUUCUUCUUUUUGUAAUAAAAUUCUUAAGAGUUGAAGAAGCUUUAGGCAUGAAUAGAGGUGUUGUACAAAGCUCACCAGUUCAACAAAUGAUGGCUAGUAACCCUAAUUGGUGGAACAUCAAUAACAUGAGACCUCCGUCUCCACAACCUCCUCCUUUCUUUUCGACUCCUAAUUCUAACUUUCUCAUCCCUAAUUUUACACCAAAUUCUUCUUCUUCUCUUACUUUUCCUUCUUGGCAUGAUUAUCAUCAAGAGCUUCCUGAAUCUUGGAGCCAACUACUCAUGAGUGGAAUUGUUGGUGAGGAAGAUAAGAUUGGAUUGAGCCAAUUUCAAAAUCAAAUGCUAAUAACUCAAGCUCCAAAUUCUUCUAUUGUUGAUGUUAAACAAGAAAGCUCAGGAAAUAGCUAUGCAUAUGGACAUGGAAAUGAAGAACUUAAUUCAUGUGUCACAAGUUUCAACACCAACAUGUUAGAUUUCUCUAACAAUAAUAAUACAGAUUUGAGGCAUCCACCACCAGAUCUAUCUUCUGAGUGCAACAGCACUGCAUCUGGUGGGGCAAUGAAAAAAGCUAGGGUUCAACAAGCUGCAACUCAAUCAACCUUCAAGGUUAGGAAGGAGAAAUUAGGUGACAGAAUUACUGCCCUUCAUCAGCUUGUUUCCCCAUUUGGAAAGACUGACACAGCCUCUGUCUUGUUAGAAGCUAUUGGUUAUAUCAGAUUCCUUCAGACACAAAUUGAGGCUCUUAGCUUACCAUACUUGAGCAAUGGAUCUGGAAACACAAGACAACCACAUUCAGUUCAAGGAGAUAAGAAUUGUUUAUUUCCUGAAGAUCCUGGUCAGUUGCUACAUGAAAAUAGCUUGAAGAGGAAAGCAGUUGAAGAGGUUUCUCAUGAAGAACCAAACAAGGACCUACAAAGUAGAGGGCUGUGUCUUGUUCCAGUGUCAUGCACACUUCAAGUUGGGAGUGACAAUGGAGCUGAUUAUUGGGCACCUGCCCUUGGAGGAGCCUUUCGGUAGAGACCAAAAUUUACAUUAUUGGGGCAGCAUAUAGAUAUUAAUUAAUAUGCUAGCAUGACUAUAGGUAAUUAAAUUCAUGGAAAUUGAUAUAACAUCAUGAGCAGUCAAUCUGCUCAAAAAAAUUAAGGCUGAUUGCUCAUGAUGCUAUACUUCAUAUAUAAUUCCUGAAUAAAAUGUGUGCUAGCUAGCCAUGAUGAACUAGUGUAUUUGAAAGCCCUUAUUAAGACUUCUUGAUUGAUUCAUGUGUAAUCAAUGUUUUAUUGUUUUAUUAGCAACUUAUAUUUAAGAUGUUGGUAUUAUUAAUGAGGUCUAUUUCAUUAUGUAAAUGCAAUAUUUGUAUUAAUCAUUUGAAUGCUUUUUUUUA